Molecule: messenger RNA, 1797 nt
Organism: Myotis daubentonii (Daubenton's bat)
Lineage: Eukaryota; Metazoa; Chordata; Mammalia; Chiroptera; Vespertilionidae
Gene: DEUP1
Product: deuterosome assembly protein 1
Biological process (GO): de novo centriole assembly involved in multi-ciliated epithelial cell differentiation; centriole replication
Cellular component (GO): centriole; deuterosome
Source: RefSeq, a predicted model, not a curated record
AUGGAGAACCAAGCCCAUAAUACAGCGGGAGCUUCUCCUUGUGAGGCUGAGCUUCAGGAAUUAAUGGAACAAAUUGACAUCAUGGUCAGCAACAAGAAAUUGGACUGGGAGAGGAAGAUGCGAGCUUUGGAGACAAGGUUAGAUCUUCGGGAUCAAGAGUUGGCAAAUGCACAGACUUGUUUGGAUCAGAAGGGUCAAGAGGUGGGAUUACUUAGACAGAAGUUGGACAGUCUGGAAAAAUGUAACUUAGCAAUGACACAGAAUUAUGAAGGACAACUGCAAACCCUAAAAGCUCAAUUUUCCAAACUAACUAAUAGCUUUGAAAAACUGAGAUUACACCAGAUGAAACAAAAUAAAUUUCGACGAAAAGAGUUACCACAUCUCAAAGAAGAAACACCCUUUGAACCAAGUAAUUUGAACCAGAAAUUAGAGGAAUUUAGAACAAAAUCAAGAGAAUGGGACAAGCAAGAGAUACUAUAUCAGACUCAUCUGGUUUCUUUAGAUGCUCAACAAAAAAUAUUGUCUGAGAAGUGCAAUCAAUUUCAGAAACAGGCACAAAGUUACCAAACUCAACUAAAUGGUAAAAAACAGUGCAUGGAAGGGGACAGCAGCUCUGAAAUUCCUCCGUUGAUAUGCGAGCCAGAUGCUAGUUGUGAAACAAGUGGAAGAGAUGAAUUCAUUAUUGAAAAACUAAAAUCAGCUGUUAGUGAAAUAGCAUUAAGCCGGAAUAAGUUACAAGAUGAAAAUCAGAAGCUCUUACAGGAACUGAAAAUGUACCAAAGACAGUGCCAGGCCAUGGAAGCAGGACUCUCAGAGGUGAAAAGUGAGUUACAGUCACGUGAUGAUCUCUUGAGGAUUAUAGAAAUGGAACGACUGCAGUUGCACAGAGAAUUAUUAAAAAUAGGAGAGUGCCAAAAUGCUCAAGAAAAUAAAAGAAGACUUGAAUCAUCUUAUUCACCUUCUAUUAAAGAACCAGAAAGGAAAAGGAAAGAACUGUUUUCACUGACCCCGGAUCAACCAAAUCAUGAGAAAGAACUGACUAAGAUAAGGAGCCAUCUCUGCCAGGAGGGAGAGCACCACAGCUGUGAGCAGGAAAGAAUGCGGAACGAGAUCUCUGACCUAACGGAGGAGCUUCAUCAGAAGGAGAUCACUAUAGCAACUAUCAUGAGGAAAGCUGCCCUUCUGGAGAGACAGCUAAAGAUGGAGCUGGAAAUCAAGGAAAAAAUGUUAGCAAAACAACAGGUCUCAGAUAUGAAAUAUAAAGCUGUCAGAACUGAAAACACACAUCUGAAAGGAAUGAUGGGAGAUUUAGACCCUGGACGGUACAUGACAAGUGAAGUUACUGAUAUUAAGAGCAUGGAGUGCGUUAACAGGGAACAUUCAAGGUACACGUCCAUUAACAAACUGGAGUAUGAAAAUGAAAGGCUCCGGAGUGAUCUUGCAAAACUUCAUGCCAAUGGAAAACCAGUGUGGGCUAACCACAGCACCUACGAAGAACCGGUGCAGCUUAGCCCAGACUGCGAGCCAAAUAGAAGUGCAACGCCUCCGUUGCCACCUUUGCCGUUUCAAAUUAAAGAGAUGACAAGUCCUUUGGUUAGUGAUGAAGAAGUAUUCCCACUGUCUCCCCCAGACACGUCCUUCCCAGCGUCCCUGGCCACGCAGCAUUUCCUCAUGGAGGAAGAGAAGCGAGCAAAAGAACUUGAAAAACUUCUAAAUACACAUAUUGAUGAACUGCAAAGACAUACAGAAUUUACUCUCAAUAAAUACACCAAGCUAAAACAAAAUAGACACAUAUGA